Opisthorchis viverrini is the source of this 1162-nucleotide messenger RNA. RefSeq lists its product as hypothetical. NCBI's taxonomy places the organism in Eukaryota, Metazoa, Platyhelminthes, Trematoda, Opisthorchiida, Opisthorchiidae. The transcript has 7 exons. Gene Ontology annotation, biological process: positive regulation of Ras protein signal transduction; protein phosphorylation. Gene Ontology annotation, molecular function: protein serine/threonine kinase activity. Bases 1 to 711 code for a protein of 236 amino acids. The record is from RefSeq and is a predicted model, not a curated record.
AUGAAGAGAAAGUCAGACAGUGCCAUUGCAGAGGAAACUUUAGUGGCCAAAAAAGCAUCUGUUGUCAUUCCUAAUUUCAUAUCCGUCGAUGAUGCGCUCCAUUUUUUGUACGGUAUAUUUCCUUCGCUGUCAUUCAAGCCGGCUAUCCGACCCACGCUAGUUAGGUCGCAAAUUUACACUCUGGUUAACAAUCGGACUUCGGUAGAUGCGCACUUGAAUAAGCUACAGAAUACUGGGAAAAUCCGCUUGCUAAAGCUAGAAGAUGAAACAGAUGACUCCUUGGGCAUAAUGCUCUCAGAGGAUUACACCGCUUCGUUCAAGGACAUUGAAAGGUUUACUUCCAUUGUACUGAUGGAGCAGCGCGCAUUGUGUGUGAAUAAGUCAACCCUCCUGAAGACCUUCUCAGAUACACAGAUCACUACUCUUGUUCAGUCUGGUGCUUUAACGACCCGAACGAGUGGUCUGUGGUGGGUUUCUUCUCCCUGCCUUGGUAGAUUCCUCAAAGCUUAUAAGACGGGGCAACGAGCGUUGCUUGCAAUGUUGCGACGCCAACGGUUCAAGGAACUUUUGUUAUCGGAUAUCGCAAAGCGCGAACUUGGCAAAGGCGCUAUCCUCGGAUAUAUGUACCAUGUGUUGGCUCAUUUAGGCUCUGGUACACUUGUUUCCGUUCCCACUGCGUCUGGUCCCUUGAUUCGACUUCGCAUGGGUUGAUUUUUGUACAGUUUGCAACUCCAUGUUUUUUCUUCAUGGUAUCCUCUUCCGCCGUAUUCGCUACCUGACUUUUGUAGGCUGAAUGACGCUAUGAAAACGGUCUUCUUCCAAUGUGAUGAUAAUGUGUUGAAAAAUUGGGGCUUUUAAAAGCAUUUUAUCUAGGGUGUGGUCGCAACCCGAGGUCAGUCACACUAGAUUGAGCCGCAUUUCGGACGUGAGCCGGUCAUUCUUCGAUUCCGUAGACUGAUCACGAUUCUACGAUGUAAAUCACAUUCAGGCUUAGGUUUUAGAGACGGUUUAUCCAAGUAGGCGGUACCAGACCCGCAUUCUCCGAAGCAAGGAAGAUAUUCUCACCAUGCUCUGUACGGAUGAUAUUGCUUUUCACCUGACCUCAUGACUCGUAUCUUAUUAUCUGUUCCCCUUUUCCCUACGAUUGUGUUCUCCCCUCCCC